AUGAAUUUCGAUAGUAAUAUUUUCAUAAGAGAGAUAAACGCAUGGAGGACAGGUGCUAAUGGUGAGCCAAUACAGCAAUUCAAAGACAUAAAUUCUGACCUGAGAUUAAAAAUCACCCAUGCAAGAAACAAUAUCACGCAUGAGGCUGAGAGGCUUACGACACUGUCAAAGAAGCAGAAAGAGAACUUGGCUGCGAUGACUAGUAUGAUUAGUAAUAAGCUCAAAACGCUUAAAAGCUGUGUCAAUGAGCGAAUUUUGCAAGAUGUCAAUGAGCUUGUUAGCAAGGUGAAUGAGAAAGUUGCGGCAAUUUUGCAAUUGCUACAGAGGAUCAGCGCGACGCUUUGGAAUUAUGUUAAUGAAUUGGGGAGGUGGAUUAAGGAUGCGGAAGGAAUUGUGACUCAAGCAAUUAAGGACACGAAAGAAAUCGAGCAAAAAGGACCGGGUUGGCAAAACCAGGAUAAGAUCAAUGAGAAAGCAAAGGAGUUCAAGGACAAGGCUACGGAUCUCUACUGGAAAUUUGAGGGUGCGAAGCGGUCAGUUGAGGAGGGCGUAAAAAGCGCGAAAAUUGAGAAUGUUGAGCAGUUGACUACGUGGAAGAAGGCAGGCGACGCGGCCGUUACGAAGGCGAAGAGACAAGGUGCGGCAAUUGGUGAGAUGGUUCAGACUAAAGGUGCAGGUAAGGAGGAUAUUUAUAAGUUAGCUAACGAUAUGAAAACAAAGGCUGAGAAUCUCAGAGCGGCGGCGAAGCAUAUUAAGAAAGAGAUUGGAGGAUGGGUUAAAACAGCGCUUACGCAGGUGAAGGAUAUGGAUGAGGCGCUGAAGAAGGAUUUGUAUAAGGUGAAGGAGGCUGUUAGUAGGCAGGUAGAAGGGAUUAAGACGGCGAUUGGGAAGUUGUAUAAAGUGGUUGAGACUGGAGACACGGAAGGGGCAACGCACAACUCAAUGGUCGAGAUGGUCGACCUUAUAAAAAAUAAGAUAAAGACCAUUGAAGGGGUAGGCGGAAGGUUCGUAACUAAACCAACCGGGCUGUGGGCAAUCAGUCAGCAGGUUCCGACCUACGUUAAGACGUUUGAGAACUUUGAUGCGACGGUCGCUGAUUGGGUGAGGGAGAUUGUGAGAAGGAUGGUAGCAAAUAAUGGUCCCCUGCAUGAGCAUAUUGACAUGUAUGCUUCCGAAAUAGAAACUCUGCAAAAUAACCGUGAACAACUGCUUCCUAAGGUGAAGGAACAAAUCAUUACCAAGGUCAUAGCCAAGGUAAAAGAAAUUGCGUUAGCUCACAAAGCGGAUCUUGCCACCAAUGGAAAUGUGGAAACCGAUUUAAAAUUGAUUAAAAGAUUCCUUGAUCACUUUAAUGGGCAAAGUCUACAGAAUGGUGUUGACCAUAUAGUCAGUGCUAUAGAGAAGGCAGGUGAAUUACAAGUGGAUCCCUCCAAACAAAAUGUUAUACACAACUCAGAUCUGAAGAAUGCCGUAAAUAUAGUUUUGCAUGUUUUUUCGAUGGCUGCUGAAAAAAUGGGUGAGCAAAUUCAGAAGCUUGCUACUGACUGCCAUCUCGGCAAAAUCAACGAGGCAUUGACCACGGCUAGCGAUUUUGAAGAGAAAUUGAAACAAGCUACAGGAAACCAAUCCGUUGGAACAUCCAGCAGUAGGAUUAACUUUGCCCUCGCCGUCGACAACGCGAUCAGGGAGGUGACGGAAGAGCUUGGGAGAAAAUUGAUUACCGCCGCUGGUGAUACAGUCACGCUGGAAACAACGACUGCCUUCUCCAAAUACGAUGGCUUUGUCGACCAAGACAAAGUGUCCUCCCUUUCCAAAUCUGACUUCGAAGCCAUCAAAAGCGCAGGCCACCUCCCCGCGGCGAUCGGUGCGAUUAGGGAUACUGCAAAAACUGAUUUUGAGAAUGCUAAGAAUAUAAUCAACAACGUAACGUCUUUCAAUACCUUGUCUGAAGCAAUCGCCACGAACCUAAGUGAUCUGUUGAGGGCUUUCGAAAAGGUAGGCCAAUCUAUAAAAGUUACCUUAAGCAACCUGAAAAUAAAUACGAUCGGCAUGAAGGAUAAAGGCGCGAAAGCUGCUGAAGGCAGCUUGCAAGAAAUUCAACAACACCUCUCUAAUCUCAAAACGAAUCUCUGA
Messenger RNA from Babesia bigemina, 2133 nucleotides. RefSeq lists its product as hypothetical. The coding region runs from base 1 to 2133 and encodes 710 amino acids. NCBI's taxonomy places the organism in Eukaryota, Apicomplexa, Aconoidasida, Piroplasmida, Babesiidae. The record is from RefSeq and is a predicted model, not a curated record. The transcript has a single exon.